AUGUGGUUUCUGUAUGCGUAUAUUGGUGGUGGUGUUUUACGGCAAGAGGGGAUUCCUCUCUUCCCCUCCUCGUACACCCUUUCCCUUUUUUUUGUGUUUUCAUCCGUUCGUCUAUUCAAGUUCUUUCCUUUUUUGUCCUUUUUUUCUUUUUUGCUUCAACAGUUAACAACGACUUUUUUUCAUUUUUCACCAUCCUCUUUCUAUCCAUCUCCUGUUAUUCCAUUUCUUUGUUCGUUCACGUCGGUGUGCUUCACUUUUUGUGUAAUUUUCCUUUUCUUUGUUUUUGUGCUAGAUUGUUCCUGCUUUUUUGUACCUACUCUAUUGCACAGUAGCUUAAUCACUUUUUUCUCGUUCUCUUUCCCUUUUAUUUUCCACGUUUCUUUUUACCACAUAUCUGUUUCCGUUGUUGCCGCGCCGCUGGGCAGCAAACAAAGUGGGGGAGAUUACUUCUCUUGUUUAUUUGUUGUGCGUGCGACUCCAUACACGCUGCCGAAGGGUGAAAAAACAGUGAUUGUAGGCGUAGGACAGUGCGGACGGAAACGGAGAAAGGUUGAGACCCCCGAAGUGCGACGCAACAGCGAUCGGUAUAUAUAUAUAUAUAUAUUUGGAGGGGGAGAAGAGUUAAGGUAA
Trypanosoma brucei brucei TREU927 is the source of this 630-nucleotide messenger RNA. RefSeq lists its product as hypothetical. The record is from RefSeq and is a predicted model, not a curated record. The transcript has a single exon. Bases 1 to 630 code for a protein of 209 amino acids. Lineage: Eukaryota; Euglenozoa; Kinetoplastea; Trypanosomatida; Trypanosomatidae.